Messenger RNA from Xyrichtys novacula (pearly razorfish), 14010 nucleotides. The record is from the annotation of a GenBank genome assembly. NCBI's taxonomy places the organism in Eukaryota, Metazoa, Chordata, Actinopteri, Labriformes, Labridae.
AGUGUAUGUGCGCAUGCGCGUCACUGACAGCUAACUAGCGCAGCAGCGCACUUUCACCACAACAGCCAGCUGAUAACAACCAUCCAGCCCAGCCACGGUGGCCGACGUUUUGGUUUUGCUUUCACCACUACAUCUACCGUCGUGACUUAAAAUGUACACUCCAUGUGAGGGACGUAACUAAGGCUUGUUCGUACAAGUAUGGCGGUUAUUCUACAAAGCUUAAACGGCUCUCCGUCAGUGUAGUCGGCUAGCUAGCUAGCUAGGUAAAGUUGAUAGCACUGGAUAGCAUCAACGCUAGCUAGCUAAGUUACAGCGGAUUCCCACAAGCUGGCACCGAAAAAUCUCACCGUCAGCCAUGGGAAUACUAUUCACGAAGCUAUGGAGGCUUUUUAAUCAUCAAGGUAAGAAUGGUGGUGGGUCUUUGGUGAAGAAAUGUCGAAGAAAUGGGUGCUAAGUGGGCUAAGUGGUCAGAAAGGCCCCCUGUGUGAGACAGGACUGGCACAUUGAGAGGAACCGAGGGAAACAGGUCAAAACACUCGAGGACUACUCAUUUCAAUGUCUUCCGCUUUAUGUGUACACAGAUAACCUUCCAUUUUCCACAUAGAAAGUGAUGUUUAAUGUUUUGUACAGAGGGAGAGAGCGGCUUUUUCGUCCUCUUCGAUUAUUUAUGCUCUUUGGGCUCGGAGCGAAGGUUAGGUGACACCAAGUCGAUUCCCAUGAUACUGAUCCUGUAUCUGUAAACAGAUUGUGAAACCUCUGUAACAUGAGUCCAGACGUAUGGUUGAGGUGUCCAGCCCUGUUCGCCGGUAUUAUGGCUGAGAAAGCUACACAAACAGAGCACGCUGAGAGCAGCCACAUCAGCAGGAAUGAGCGGGCCAAUAAGGAUCAAUGAAUGACUUCACAGUGAAUCACACGGACUUUGUACUGCCUUCAUAAUCCUAUCACUUCGUCAGUGUAGUGUCAGGAGUUUAGGUGAUCUAACAUCCAGUCACAUCUGGUUUGACUUGAUGAGUACAGGGAUACCUACAUGUCAUAUCCUCAAGUUUUACCUUUUAUAUUAACGGAACUCUAAACCAGCUGGGCAGGGGUGGACAAAGUACACACCUUAAUUUCAUGAGUGAAAGAAUACAUACUCUUAGUCAGAUAUUAAUCCAACACAAGUCAAAGUUGUCAUCUUAUUUUGUGAGUUUAAAAUACUUAAAGGGAUAUUCCGACAUAAAAUGACUUCAGAUUCAAACACACUGUAACACCGAGUUAGGCUGUGUCUGAAAUGAAUCACUCAAUCCCUAACCCCUAACCCCCAUAUAGGAUUUUACUAUAUAGUUGACUAUGUUGUGAACUCAAUUACUGGAGGUUUCGGACACCACAUGGCAAGACGGGAUGCCUCGACACCAUUGAGUGACCAUCGGAUUGUCACUACAUUUUGCAAUGCUUUAUGGGAAAUUUUGAGUCGCCUAUAUAGGGCACUGGAAUUGAUCACUGAGAUUAUGGACGCCCCUCAAAAUGGCACUAACCCCCAUGUAGGGGUUAGGGAUCCAUUUCGGACACAGCCUUAGACACCCCGUCGAGAGAUGAAUGUUGCUGACAGCUUGCUUCUCUAGUUAUACCAACUUUAGUAACGACCGCAUGAUAGCAAUACAGAGAGCCAUGCGCUCAACCAAAACGCCACUCUAUAGCCACAAAUAAUGCUCAUAACAGCACCUAACUUCAUCAACAGUACAAAUAGGGUCCCAGCCAUAGCACUAGCCACCAAACAUCGUUUUAGCUUUGCCUGAUUUCUUUAGCAAAGACACUAAACACAACUCACCCACUCUCUUCCAGCAGCUGUUUGUUCAUACAGAGACCUCCGGGCGAGUCCGUCUACUGCAGCGGGGUGACGCAGCUCAAGGAAGAACAUUAUGACCAUUUCUUCAAUGAAAUGCAAUCAGACUGAGACGCGAAGCAAGAAGAACUACCGCGUUUGCAGUGCAAAAUGAUUAAUAUGAUGAUUAUUGCUUAAAGGAAAUGGUAAAGUAAUGUUCAUAAAUGUUCUUCCUUGAGCUGUGUCACCCCGCUACACUCGAUAGACUCACCCAGAGGUCUCAAGCAGCUGCUGGAAGAAAGUGGGUGAGUUGUAUUUAGUCUCUUUGCUGAAGAAAUCAGGCAAAGGCUAUGGCUAGGACCCUAUAUCUACUGAUGAUGAAGUUAGGUGCUGUUCUGAGAAUUAUUUGUGGCUAUAGAGUGGUGUUUUGGUUGAGCGCGUGGCUCUCUGUAUUGCUAUCAUGCGGCCAUUACUAAAGUUGGUAAAACUAGAGAAGCAAACGAUCAGCGACAUUCAUCUCUCAACGGGGUGUCUAACUCAGUGUGUCACUGUGUUUGAUCCUAACUUAAUUUUACGCAGGAAUAUCCCUUUAAGUAUUCAGAUACCUGAAAAAAAAUAUAUAGCGUGAUUUACACAGUGCACAAGUGCAGUCAAGAUACAUGCGUUUACAUUCUACUGCUUUAUGUUUGCUGUGAAGAUAUUUCAUUUUUAAAAUUUUUAAUGCCACAGUUGCAACUCCGUAUUACAACAUGCUCUCAGGCUGGAUAUCAAGUUUUCUAAGUUUUUUUGUGAAACAGAGAGAACAUUUGAGUAGACUAUGAAUCAUUUUUAAUUUCAUAAACCUCACACAUGCUGAGAUAUGGCCGUGGUUGCUCAGGUGGAAAAUUGUCAUCCCUCUCUGCUGCAGCAAACAUUGUCCCUACUAAAUAAACUGGCUAGUCUGAGUGACAUUGCACUGCUUUUGCUCUCAGUUCAACCACAGAGACUUGCGUCAUGCUGGUAUGGCAGCACCGCAUAGACAAACCAUAUACAAAACUAUAGAAAUACAGUUUCUUGUCUUCAAGAUCAGACAAGAAAAUUCACCAGUUGGCUUCAGAGCAAAAGGAAUAAGCAACAAUAAGGUUAAUAGAAAUAUAGUGAAGUCAAAAGUACAAUAUCUUUAAAAUGUUGUUGAGUAAAAGUAAAUAAUAUCCCAAAUAUGAUGCACAAGUUUAGUAAAAUACUCAAAAAAUAUACCUAAGUCAGUGGUUCUCAAUCUAGUCCUCGAGGCCCACUGUCCUGCAUGUUUUUGAUGUUUCCCUGCUCCAACCCACCUGAUUCAAAUGAUCAGCUCGUUAUUAAGCCAUUACAGAGCUCGAUAACGAGCUUAUCAUUUGAAUCAGGUGUGUUGGAGCAGGGAAACAUCCAAAACAUGCAGGACAGUGGGGGGCUCGAGGACUGGAUUGAGAACCACUGACUUAAGGGCAGUGUUAAAAUACAUUUACUUUGUGACUGUCCGCUACUGUAUACAGGUUAUGUAUACUGUAGGCUGUCUAAUUGGUCUUAUAAUUGGACAGGAGCGGUGACACCUUUGCAUUUUGAGCUGUAGUACCUGAUAGACAAGUCUAUAAACUGCUCAUAUGCCCGGCACGAGAGCUAAGAUGUGUAAUAGUCAUCUUUGUUGUGACCUAUUUAGAGUGCUGAUGGGUUGCUGGAAUAAGGUUCACAAAGCAAGGCAUUCAAAGACAUUGAACUGUGACAAAAUGUAGUUAUCAUGUUUUAUAACUUUUUCUCAAAUCUCAAAUCUCAAAAGAAUAAGCUGCAGUUUCAGGCAGAUAUUGGACUGUUACAGAACUGAUAGAUCAUGCUUCUUUUCUCUGUUGUUAAUUGAUGCAAAAACUUUUAUUACAGAAUAUAUUAUACAGAAAACAAUGCUCAGGUUAUGUUUUAUGACACAGUGUUCUUCAGCAGAAUACACUAUACAAACAGUCGACAAAAUUUGCCAGUACCCUCAGCUCCGAGCUUGUGGUCUUUACUGGAAUUGGCUAAUAUGCCAUAAAAUAAUGUUACUUAUUCUUUAAGGUGUUUUUAAAGGCAGGUUUCUUAACCUAUGCAUAAUCAAAUUGUGGUUGAAUCUUGAGAUUUCAGGUCAUAAUGAUACUAAUGUUUAGUGAAUAAAAAAAUAAAACAAAACAGUGUUGGUACCAGAAGUCUCACAGGAGUGUAACCCUAACAAUCCUCAACCUUGCCUGCAAAAAACUCUCUAUAACAAUUUUUGUCCUGCUUGUCAACAAGCAGCAGCUCCCUGGGAACAUCACUGCUCGAUUUUACUUCCAAUCAAUGUGGUGUGUGAGUGUGUGAGGCUUUCAUUGUAACCCCAGAGAUUUAACCCCAGCUUCACUUCCAAGUCCCAGGAAGUCGUACUGCGGCUGUGUCCCAGCUCAUCAAUUCAGUCCAUCUGAAAACAACUGUAGCUCAUUCACAGCGAGGAGCACAUGUGAUUACAUGUUUAGUUUACUCAUAUUACAAGUAGUUUAGUCUGAAUAAGCCUCAAGGCAAUGUGCUGAAAAGCCUCAUUCAACAUUGUUGCCACCGGCUUGUUGCUGACUUCCACAUGAAAUCACAUUUGAUUGAAAUAACUUUGAUUUCUAUUCAUUUUCUGUUUAGGGUGAUGUGCGACCCUGGGGAAUAUUUCCAAAUUUUGAAGGGAAAUAACACUUCAUUGAUACUGGGAGGGAAAAACUCAGCUGAUAUUCAAAUUCACAAACAUGUGUACAUUUUCAGAAGAAACUCAACUUAGUUUAAACUUUCUUUUUAUUAAAAAGAAUAUUCAUAAACAGUUUAAACAUUUUUGGUUAUAAUAACUUAGUAAACAUCAUCAAAAAACAUCAACAAUAUUCAAAGUUUAACAAUCAAAUAUGAGAGUAAUCACAGUUUUCAUCAGAGAGCCUUCAAACAGCUAUGAGGAGAGUGAAACUGUCAAAUUAAGCAUAAAAGGAACUCAUCGUUGUGGCAGGCCUGCUUUGGGUUGUGUGUCAUCCACAUUUAAAGAGGUUACCAGAAAGUUUAGCCAGAAUGUACACAAACAACUCAGCUCACACCUGUGUGACCUUUUUUAUUUCACACAAGUUUUUUUUUCAGCCUGCACUGCAGCCCGCGCGUGUGAGCUGUAUGUUAUGUUGUUGCAUGCAGACAGUUUUUUCUGUUAAAGCUAUAGUUUCACAUCGUCCUUGUCCCGACAGCUGUCAAGUUUUGUUGAGGCUAAGCAAGGCAGAGUUACAGAGAUAAGACCCACACUUGUGUCUGCAGCUACUUUCACUUCCUCAUCUUAAGUAAUGUUUUGGUUAUUGUAAGAACCUCAGACUGACUCUAAGUGCUAAACCCCCAGUGAAGUUGACUGUAAACCACACAGAGCGUCAAAGGACAUGAGUCUUAUGACUGUUAAAAUGUACGUGUUUAAGCUAUAGUAAACCCCCACCCUUUCUUUCACCUAACAGUUGCACAUUUAUGUAGAAAAUAUGUGUUUUCGCACAGAAUGCUAAAAACGAUACACACGUUCUGUUUUGAGACACUCAAAUGUGUAUAAAACCAGUCAGUCUCCUUAAAGAAGCUGUUGGUUUGAUCUGUUAAAGAGUGUCUCAUCAUUUAGAUUCAAGGUGACAUCUGUGAGUGUGUCUUUAGGCAGUUCUCACAAAGUGAAAUAGUCCUUAAUCCCUGUUAAAAAAGUAAGUUUCUAACUUUGUAGUAUAUAUAUCAUUAACAAGAACGAGUUUGAAUCUCUGUUUCUGCUGAUUUUGAUGAGCUGUAGAACUUUUAACUCCGAGCUUACAAACUAAUUAAAAGACUUCAAAAGAGUUUUAAGACACGCCAUAACCCUGUAAGCUCUUAUCAGCAGCAGCAGCAGCAGUGUUAGACCAAAUACAUACCUGGUGUGCAUACCUUUAUGUACUCACCGUGUGUUGCUUUGCUCUCCAUUGACCUGUGGUUACAUCAGAUAAGCUGUACUUUAAAACCAGUAUAGGAACGGCAAGAAAAAUAUGGGCUUGAUCUCUUUUCUGCUAAGCUCGUGUUUUAAAAAGUCAGUCAGCAUACUCACUCCCUGUCCUAAAAUGUAAGUGUCACAUGAAAGUUUGAAACCUCCUGGGCUCUCUGCAUUUAUACAUUUAGCACACCAACAAACUUUUGGAUGCAAACAUUUAAGGGUGAUAAACAUAAAAAGAAAAUAAGAAUUCAAAAAGAAUAUGUAAACAAUGCAAGUGAAAAAGAAACAGUUUUGACAAAUAGCCAAAAAAAAGCUAAGUGUUAUGCUCUCGGAUGGUAGGUAAUGUGAGUGGAAGGAAAAAAUCUCAAACAUGAUGUGAAUUCUCAAAAAUGAGGAAAACAUUUGUUAGGCCACAUCAAAAUAAGACAAAAAAAUGUCAAUUAUUUAAAUGCUUUGCAAAAAUAUCCCCUGCAGAAGAAGAAAAAUGAGACAUUAGUCCAACAUAAGUCCAACAAAACUGGCCUCACCUGCAGACAAUCCAAGUGAGAGAAGCUGCAGUAGUAACAAAAGGGAAAACAGAAUCCCCCAAAGGGAAAAAGAACUACACACACCCCAUAUUUAAAGUGAAAUGUAAACAUCAUAUGCAUUUAAUAUAUGCUUCAAAUCAAUAUUGCUUGGGUGCUAGAGGAAUGUGCACCUUCCUUUAGCCUUAACAAUAAUUGGUGAGGACUCUAUGGCCUUAUAACACCAAGAUAAAAAGUUUGCAUGCAUAAAAUCUGAAAAAUGUUAAGUUACAAAAUAAAAGAAAAGGAAAACUUUGAUUCAUUGGCAGAUCCUGUCUUGACAUCGAUCUAAAUGGUGAUAUUGUGUAAAUACAGUGAUGUUUAUUGACUUUAAACUCAAUGUCUCUAUGAUUCUACUAUUGUAACAUGUGAAGUGAUCAAACCACCCUGAUCCAGUGCUGAAAUACUGUGUCAUUGGAUUUGAGACAUGCACUGGAAUAUUCUGGCUGGAUGAGCCUCGGGACUGACUUCACAGUCUUUCUGCUAACCAGAACUCGAGCGUGGUAUUAUUUCAGACAAGACAAGAAAGUCGAGCUUUGUCCGCAGUGCAUCAGCUGAUCCUGCCGACAGCUGAUCACCUACCUCACAUCUAAUUUGUAAAUGUCAGAUUGGGUGUUCUAUUUAAACCACUUCAGACUGCUUUCUCUUGCUGCUUGACCUUUUUUCCUUCAAGCCCCCUCCCAUGGCCUACGCAAAACGUCCCAUUACUGUAAAAAAUAUGUACAUUUUUAUGUUCCUACCCAAAGAAGUGAGGAAAAUGUGUGUUACUUUCAUCGCUUCAUACAAGCAGAUCUACCCAAACCAUCUAGCGAGUCUGUUCUACUGAUUUUGGUUGAUAUGUGCUCAUUUAUUUUGCAGAUACAGCUGUCUCAUUCAUCUUUUCUUUGAUAUACAGCUUUUUGUAUGUGUAGAAAAAGAUGUAUGCCAUCUCCACAGCUGCUGCUCGGUUCAGACUGAUCGUACACGCUUCCUUGAGACCACCCACAAAGUCAUCCGUAGCUGUGAAAGUACACUGUUCACAGCACCACAAUGUCUCACUUAUACCCGGUGCGUGAAGCAGCUACACUAUUUGGAGCUGAGGGAUAAUGCUGGAACAAAAAGGCUGUUGUUUGAAUCGCUCAAUGCAGUUCCACAUCAAAAGACAUCUUUUUAACAGAUUUCGUGGCCGAGUUUACACAAGAACCGUACAUCAGUCGGCCACCAGCACUUAGCCCACAUAUUGAUGUCACUGUUUGCUCUGUGAAUCCUUUGUAAGUGUCUUUUAUUGCCUUUCAGAGCACAAAGUUAUUAUUGUGGGGUUGGACAACGCCGGCAAGACCACCAUUCUUUACCAGUUGUGAGUAUCCAAACAAAGCCCUUUUACAAAAGUUGUUCUAUAAUUGUAUCAGAAAGUAAUUUGAAAUGAUUGAAGUUGACUCACUUGUACUUUUUAAUGAUUCUUUUCUGAUAAUUUUUACCUUUAUGUACAUUAUAGUUCAAUGAAUGAGGUGGUGCACACCUCUCCGACAAUUGGGAGCAACGUGGAGGAGAUUGUCGUCAACAAUACUCAUUUCCUGAUGUGGGACAUUGGGGGCCAGGAGUCUCUGAGGUCAUCGUGGAAUACAUACUACACAAAUACAGAGGUAACAACUGCUGCUAACACUCGCUUCCUCGAGUAUCCAGUUAAAUCAGGUGGAACUAAAUCAACAAGUCACUCACCCUGGUACCUCAGAGGACAUUUGCUUAUUGCAGAAAGAGUGUAAAGGGGUUUAUUCUACAGUAAACAGACAGAUAUUUGAGUGUAGAAACACCAAAGAGUAUUAGAGGGAUUCAGAAACCAUAACUGUCAGAUUAGCAGAGGACUUGAGCAGGUUAACUGUCUGUUCAAAUGCUAAAGUCAUGCUCGUUUUCUCCUAGUGAAAAUAACACUCAUUGUAUCUUUGUCACCAGUAAUAGUAAUAAAAAAAAGAUGAUAAGUAUACACAUGACAAGCUUUUUGCCACAUCUUGAACAGUGUCAUACUUUCUGAGUACUUAAAAAAUAUCAGCAGAAAAAAAAUUGAAUUUCUCAUCCUCUAGUAGUGAAGUGUGACAGUAGCACCAUUGCAUCCUCCGGCAAAGUAAAAUAUGCAGUGUUUUUGAUUAACUGUUCGACAUGUCUUCCUCAUUUCUUUCAUAGUUUGUCAUUGUGGUGGUAGACAGCACAGACAGAGAAAGGAUCUCAGUGACCAAAGAGGAACUCUACAGAAUGCUAGCACAUGAAGUGAGUAUCAUAAAAAAUGAUAAGAAUCCACCUAUAAGCUGUAAGAUGGGGUACAAAAAGAUGCAGUCUUGUUUUUAUGGAGGGGGGGCUCCCGGAGAUUUAAACUGAUCCUACCUGAAUUCUGUUUUGGUAUUCAACAAUGUGCAGUUUCUGUGCAGAUGUGUAGCUCUAGCUUGUACCAUAAAAUAGUUGAGCACAGUCGUGUUAAUAGUAGUCAUGCACAGAGGGACCCACUUCCUGCCAUCAAGGUUAGUUCUCAUAAAUUAAACACCAAAACUAAACAAAGUUAUUACAUUUUAUGGGCAUUUGCUUAUGUAGGUCAUAAUGAGGCUUUGCUGUUAACAUUAGGCUGUUUCAUUUCCAAUAAUAAAAAAAAAGUCCCUCAGGGCUUUACGUUUAUUCAGAGACAUUAAGAUACAUAAACAAAACAUAAACUAUUUAUAGGUAAUGUACAUCCGAGAUCCUAAUGUGCUCUGAUAUUGAUUUGUCAAUGUACUUAAACAUGGGAGUAAAGCUCAACUUUCAGCUGUGUUGACAUAGCACUCAGAAAACAAAAGUGUCAAGAGGAGACUCUAUAUCCCUCACUGUGAUCCGAACUGAUGCGGUCUCCAUUUCUACCUUUUUUUCUCCUCUUUUUGUGUCUCUUAUCUGCCUGCCAGGAUUUAAGAAAGGCAGGUUUGUUGAUCUUUGCCAACAAGCAGGAUGUGAAAGGGUGCAUGUCUGUGGCUGAGAUCUCCCAGAGCCUUCAGCUUACCUCUGUGAAAGACCACCAGUGGCACAUUCAGGCCUGCUGCGCCCUCACUGGGGAGGGGUGAGUACUACAUGAAAUAUACACUGGGUACAAAUGAAGCUUCUGUGUCCACUUGUAUCAUCUUAACACCUGUCCCACUAAUUGUCCCCUCUGCUCCACAUCCCGUUCCUCUGCAUUGUCUCUUUUACCUUCAGGUUGUGCCAGGGUCUCGAGUGGAUGAUGUCACGGCUGCGUGUGAGAUGAUGACCUUUAACAUCUAUCCAGAGUGCGCCCUUGCUCCUUGUUUUCUCUGCCUCCAGACACAAGCUUGAAACAAGUGCGAGGGGGUCGGGUCAGUUGAUGGAUGGCCGCUCUCCUCUUUCCUGUGAUGCUGACAUGGGCAGAUCGCUGCCAGGACGUUAUAUUCUCCUGUGAUAAUUUAUUUUACAAAAGACGUCUGAGAACAAAAAAAACGUGACCUUAACAAAGGGACAUUGGACAACAAAAGAGACUUAAAUUUAUUUAAACAGAAAUCUCUUGCACGGUAUUUGUUACAGCAAAACACAGACGUCAGCAAAGUGUCUGACUUGGAACUGUACAUGGACCUCUUCUUUUUCAGUUGUGUGUGAGUCUUGCCCACCGUGGCCUUGCAGUAUUGCCGGACUGGCUGUGGCAGUUUUUAUUGCCCCCUCCUGUGUGUACAGUCCAGUAUUCUCUUUUAACGUGGUGCCUGCAGCAGAAUAUUCAAGCAGUGAAUGAUGGUUGAUGGUGACUGAAACCUGCAGAAAGGAGGGUUGAAUCAUAACUUGCCCUCCUCCUUUCAGUCUCUAUGAAUAAUCGGUAAAAUAAAGUGUUUUUAUCUGUUUCAGGUGAAUCUCAGCGUGUGAUAAAAGAGUGUUUCUUCUGUGUGAUUCCCUUUCCUCUAAGGACAAGAUUCAACUCGACUGAGUUUACCUUCACUUAUUCUUUUUUUAGUCCUUUAGGAGGCAGACUGUGUCAUAUGAGCUCAUGGUCACUGAUGCUUUUCAGGGAGCAUGAUGAGCAGCCACAGGAGUAGAGAGGAGAGAGCCAGGGAGAAAGACAGCAGGGAGAGAAGAGAGACCGGGUCCUAAAUGUGAGCUGCAUGGUGAAAAGAGAAGAAAAGUUAGGGCUAUGUACAAUCAGACUGCCAUUCUUUCAGAAUAUGAAAGGUAAACUUUUGAGAUCUUACCAGAGUAUUUGUGGUGUUUCCUAAUGUGCACAACUCUUCAGUCAUCUGAUGAUACUGUCCUCAUGGUAUUGUCACUAAAUGAGUGAAUCUUCCCAAAACAGCAGCAGAAAAUCUUGCUCAAUAUAAACACUCAUAAUAUGAUAGAGUGUGUGGUGUUUCUCCCGCAGCCACUCCUGUUUCCUCUAUCACAUUUUAAGGUUAUGCCCUGUUUAACUGCUGAUCCGUGAACACAUUUAAUAGGACUCUUACUUGAAGCAUUUUCUAAAAUGUAUUGUUUGUUAAGGUUGAAUAUAAGCCUUUUAUAUUUGAAGUACAUGGUUUGUAAGAUGCAUCUUAGUUUUGAGCAGCAAGCUCAAUUUAAAUCAGUUAUGACUUGUAUAGAAUGACAAGACUCAGAGCCCACUGCCAGCUCUGAAGCCCAUAUGUAAGGGACCUAAAAGUGACUGGAAAAGUAAGGAACAGAGAUCUCUACAAACCAAUAUUCACUGUUGUUGUUAAAUUUUGUAUGUGAAGACUACAUUCUUGCCAGAACAUCCGUGCCAGCAGCACAAAAUGUUUGAGAUUUUCCCUUGAAAUUUGGAUUAAUGCAAGAAAUUUAGUCUGAUCUUUCACAUUGCUUUGUUGGUUUCCCACUCCUGAAGUUGGCUCUGCAUUUACUAAAGUAUGCAUGGUUAGAAAUUGCUGAAGCUUUCAUGACAGGAAACUUUCUAACUUUAAAUAUCUAAUUGAACCUCAAAUCGUGAUGAAUACUACUUCUGUGAUUUUUGAACAAAGCUUUCAUUCAGAAAUAUAUGGAGAAGUGCAAAACAAGUGAGAUCGAGUCAGUUUUAUUUAUAUCACUUUACCCACAACGCAAUUGAUCCAAAGUGCUUUUCAGCAAGCACACAGAGGAAACAAAACACAAGUAAAAGAAUUUAAAUAAAUUAAAUUCAAAAUGAGCUGGAAAAGGACUUUUUACGAGAGAAUUUCGAUACCUUUUGAAGGUACGUAAAAUCUAAAUUUAAAAGAAAAAAACAGUCAACUAAACAAGAUCCUACAAUAAUUCAGGUUUGCAAUGAUUUAUUGAAGAACAUUUUGGAUCUCUUGGUGCAGGUCAGGAACACUUGGUGUCAUCAGUAUAUUUUAAGUAAUGUGUCAGUAGCUGUAUCAGAUUCUAUAAUAACCCAAAAGGUUGCCUAGGUUGUUGACCGGUGUACUGUUGCUCAGAUCUACCUGAAGCAUGUUAAGCAUGUUUCUGAAAAUUUAAAAGUGGCUACGUAGAAAAGAUUAACUAACCCAAAACAUCCCUUUCCUCAUAUAGAGCUUCAAAGGUCAGAGCUGAUGUUUGUCUGGAAGUCUGCCUGGUUUUAGACAUGAAGUGAUCCAGAUGGUGCAAAGUCAUCCUGUAAGUUUCUAAUUGGUAUCAUUUUAGGCCUCUUACCUCACUAGACUUCAUUGUUUUUAUCCCUAAGUGUUGAUCUGAGAGGAUUGACUGUUGGCAGUGUUUGUGUUUUGGUUGUCUGCCGUGCAGCUGUUGUGUUCUGGUUUCACUGGUCACCGGUCAUUUUUUCCAGUGACUAAGCAUCAUGUCGCCCCCUCCCACCACUCUGGGUGUCCUUGGCUUUGGGAAAUCAUUCUUUUGCCUGCAAGACUCAUUAAAGACUAUGAUACUCCAUACUGUGUUUAUAUGUGAAAAAGGUAUGAAGAAAUAUUUUCUUAUCAAUCAAACACUCGCAGAAAUGUUUGAAGAUAUUUCAAGUUCUAGGUAUUAAUUCUUGGGCUUAAAUCUUCUGAAACGGAAAAAGGUACAACUCUACUUCAGAAAAGCUUAGACACUGUUUAGAGACCCAUUCCGAUGAAAAUCAUGUUUUUCUUGUUUUUUAUAUGUUCAGAUGACAUUUUUCUGAUGCUACAGGACAUAUCAUGAGAAAAAUAGGUCCAAAAUUGCAUUUCUGAGUAUCUCUGCAUUUAAAUUGCUGUGAAUCUCUGGCAGACCCAAAUGGCAGGUUCAGAAACAGUGAGAUUUAUGACAUAGCAAAUCCAAGCUCCGCCCCUGGAGCCCCGCAAUGCAGGUCACACUCAGAGAAAUAGCGAGGACGAUCACGGAACAUGCGUGUGCGGUAGCAGAUUACAAUGCUCCUAAGAAAGCUGAUUAUAUUAACUUUAAUCGACAUAACUGUCCCUAUAGACAUUGGUGUCUGAGAGCUGAAUAGGUCCUAUUUUAAUUGCCACUUCUGUUGCACAAGCAAUGUUAGGCUGCAAGCUAGUGUUAAGAUGAGUAUGCAGAGCAGCGCUGUCUCCGCCCACGACUCAGAGGCAAUUUGCUAACAGGAGCUCUGCAGAGGAAAAGUCCUUGAAAAUGACACAGGUAACGCGAUUUUGGCUAAAAACUUAUAAAUUACACCUUUAAGACGACUGAUAACAUUUUAAGUAGUAAAAGAAAACGAUUGUUGUGGGACUGAACAAAAUACGCAGGUUUUGGAGCAACAUGUGGUGACAUCCAGGGAAUAACUUUAUCAGGGAGAACCCGGCACAUUUCAGUAAGAUCAUACCAAACCAUACUCUGCUGAUAACAACAUCAUGCUCUGUGCUAAAUUGGCCUUAUUUGUUGCCUGUUGAAAAAAGUAACAACAUCACAAACCAAAACUACGAUAAAUCCAACCCUGAACUGUUAAGUAGCUAUAAAUCUGAAUAAAUGGGACAAUAUUUCACUGUAGGAACUCCAGAAACUAGUGAAACUAAAUAAGCGUACACUCCUCCAAACAAUAAAUGUGUUUAUCUGUGUGUAUUCAGGUAGGAGACCUUGGUUACAGCAGCACCUUUUAAAAUCGUAUUUUGUUUUACUUCAGUUUUUGCAGAUGAGAUGAAAACUGCAGUGAUGCUGCUAAUGAGGCCUGAGCAGCGAGUCACCCAGUGCAUCACAGAAUAGAGAGCCAUUACCACUCUCCUGAGAGAGGGAGAGAAAGAGAGAGGGAGCAACAGUGUGACAGAGACAGCUGUUCCUGUCCAUCUGGGGCUCUUGGUAGCACCCUGCUCCUGGCAAAGAGAGUGAGAGCAAAGAAAUGACAUACCAGUGAGAUAGAAGCACAUCAUUUAGAUAGCUCAAAGUAAAUAAUGAUGCAUAUUUCAAGUGGUGUUUCAAAAUAUCUACAAUUAUAAUAUUUGUAUCAUUUUAUUUGUUCCACUGUACCUGGAAGAUGCAACAGUUUUUCUUAAGAACUCUGAAACUCCACUUGAAGUAAGCAUUUCUAACAUUUGAAAUUUUGCUUCUCUUGCUUUAAGUAUCAGUUCUCAAGUUUAUCUGUAGUUAGUGUUGAAUAUAUUGUACCUAAAAUGUAAAGCUGGCCUAUAGACCAUGUUUUAAAGACGUAGUUUUUUAAUAUGCAAUGUAACAAGGCUAAAUAUGUUUGUCAUUGCUACUGUAAAGCUACAACCUUUAAAGUUAAGUGCACAUUUCUAUGAGUACCUCUGCCCACAGCCAUUAAAAAUGUAUCAUGUCAGAUGGCCUCAACCUUAAUCCCAAAG